AUAAUUUCCGGUUGUCAAAAAUGUCAAUCAAAUUUGGCAGGAACUUGGUUUUCGCACUGUAGUUUGCUUUUCCUGGAAGAUUUUGCCAUGGAUGAAGACCAAAAGCCAACAAUGUUAAGAGAUUUAGAGAUCGACUUUUUGAAGGAACAUCUCAAUGGCUUUUCUGUUGAAGGCAAUUAUUGUUUUGGAUAUUUCGAGGGAAACAGAGCAGAGAUGGAUGAUCUGUUAGUUUCAUUUCAGGCAUUGAACUCCACGUGUUAUGUACUUACAGAAAGCCAUUCAAAAGAGAAAAACCACAACAGAUUUUCUCAAACAGGUAUAUAAUCUCUCAGUGUUUUAAAGUGCACAGAUCCCGGUUUCCUAUCCUGACUCUCCUAAUUCAGGGAUAAUUUAAUUGAGAAGAAUCGCCGUCUUUCAGAGUUUAUGGUAAAUUUCUUCAAAGGCAGUCUUACGCGAUUUGCGAGAUGCUGCGUCUGAACUACCUAUUUAUAUUUCAUUUUAGUUUCUUUGUGUUUUUUGUUAUUGCUGUUGUUAUUUUUUUUUAUUCAUUUAUCUCUACCUAAAAGGUCUAUUUGGUUUAAAAACAGCGAACAGUGGCUUUGGUGCAAAAGUUUGGGUCAAAGGUCUGGCUCUUAUUGACACCUUUACACGUAAACCGGAAAUAAGGCAUGUUGCUUAACAACUCUAUCUGAUUUCAUUUGACAGCACCUCCCGUACUUGAAAACAACCGCGGAAAUGUCCUCAUACAGUUGUUUGGCCACCCCUUUUCAAUCUCUAGCAGUGAAACUCGACAUUGUAUACAUGGAUCUUCAAAGGUUGGUUACAAUUACAGUAAAUGGAUUAGUAAACAUUCGAAUUUUAAGUAAAAAAAGAGGUCAAUCGAGAAAUGAGAGUCAAGAGGUUGAAUUUAAGCUUAUUCAAAUGGACUGAUUAAUUUUCUUUUUACGAGGAUCAAAAUGUUACAGGAGUUUUAAGUUAUAUGUUUCAUAACCAAUUUACCCAAAGAAAUAUGAGGGGGAAGGGUGUUGCCAAUUUACCCAAAGAAAUAUGAGGGGGAAGGGUGUUGGCAAUAGUAGUGAAGUCAGUAAAAAUCACAGAUGAUAUCGCAGCUGGGAGAAGAAUGUAAUUUCAUUUUGCUCUCGUAGAACACACCUGUAUUAAAAUCUUCUGUACCAAUUAGGAUGCCCGAGGAAGUUAUACCUGCAAGAGUGACUACGCUAAUGUACACGACUAUGCAAGAAAAACUAGAAUACACUUGCAGAAUUCGCCGAGAAAAUUGGAUUGCCCGGCAGUCAUGCAGAUUCGAUGUAUUCGGGUGUACAACGAUUACUUCAUCGACAAAGCAAAGUUCCUAUCAGAUAAUAGCUUGGUGAUGGCUAAGAAGGCUAUUCUAAAAGAAAUCAAUGCCAAAUCGAAGAGUGACUUAGGGUUUAGUUUCCGUACUUCGACUCGGUUCCACGUAAAGAUCCCGUUAAGCUCUUCCCAUGUCAACCAGCCUGUUGGGGACUCGUCCACGAUAGGACAAUACGUCGAUAAACGUGUAGUUGACAAAAUCUACGACCUCGUAAAGCAAAAUACAACUAACCUUUCUGAGGUGCAAAGGUCUCUUCAUAAAUAUGUUCGGGAGGAUCUAUUUUCAGGCCAUCCCGAGGAACGAAGGCAAAAGAAAACAAAUAGGCGAUAUUACCCUUGUCGCCAGGACUUGCGAAACCACAUUGCCAAGGCGAUUUCAGCAGUGAAGUAUUGCGAUGACGACCAAGAAGCAUUGGGUAAAAAAAUAGAAGAUUGGCAAACUAAGUCUCCCAAAAGCAACUUCUUUUAUCGUACCAGAGACGCUGUCAUUAACGAAAAAGAUGAACCAAGACCUAGAACUCCUGAGGAAACCUUCCUCUUUGUACAUCAAGAGCCAUGGCAACAACGAAUGCUUGAAAGAUAUGGUAGUGAACUGGCCCUGAUGGACGCCACGUACAAAACGACAAGGUACGCAAUUCCACUUUUUUUCGUUUGUGUACAUACCAAC
Molecule: messenger RNA, 2020 nt
Organism: Pocillopora meandrina
Lineage: Eukaryota; Metazoa; Cnidaria; Anthozoa; Scleractinia; Pocilloporidae
Source: the annotation of a GenBank genome assembly